CCUCUAUAAAGACUCGCAGGGCAGUAUCGACGCUCAAGCUGCUGUCUCUACAGCCCAUUCUCUCUCUCUAAAAUGUGGAGACCUCCGACGACGCCAUUGAUGCCUCUGCAGCUUCGGGGUCUUCUCCUUCGCUGCAUCUCCUCUCCAGUUGAAGCUACCCCUCCUCGGAUUCUCUCCUCCUUCUCGCCCCAUUAUUCUUUUCGGUGCUUUCUCUCUCUACCGUUCAUUUCUCUGUCUAGACCUUUCUCAUCUAGGCCCGAGGAGGAACCUGUCCAAGAUCCAGACCAGGUUGCCCACUCUCUAUCCACCGAACUCCUCAGGGACCCUGACUCUGACCCUCUCUCCAUCAUCCAAAGGCUCGAACUCAGCUUCUCUCACAUCACCCUGUCUCCUCCCUUGCUCCUUUCUACUCUCAAGCUCUCACCUGACGCCGGCCGUACGGUUCUAGGGUUUCUCAAAUGGUUGUGUUCGAGACCCGGCUUUGCUCUCGACGAUGAGACAGUGUCGUUGUUUGUCAAUUACUUUGGUUGCCGGAAAGACUUCAAGACCGUUCAUGAGGUACUCGUUGAUGCACGGGGUGUUGCGGGGGCCAAAAGUUUGGAAGCAGCUAUUGAUCGGCUUGUUCGGGCUGGACGGCCAACCCAGGCGGUGUCCUUCUUUGACAGAAUGGAGGUAGUUUAUGGAUUUGAUCGCAACAAAGAAUCGCUUAGAAUGAUUGUUGACAAACUUUGCGAACAUGGGUUUGCGAGUUAUGCAGAGAAGAUGGUGAAGAAUUUGGCGAAUGAGUUUUUUCCUGAUGAAAAUAUGUGUGAUAUGCUGAUUAAGGGGUGGUGUGUUGAUGGAAAGCUCGACGAGGCAAGGAGAUUGGCUGGUGAGAUGUAUAGGGGAGGUUUUGAGAUUGGUACAACGGCAUACAAUGCCAUUCUUGAUUGCGUGUGUAAGCUCUGUAGGAAAAAGGACCCCUUUAGGCUUCAUUCGGAGGCUGAAAAGGUCUUGGUAGAUAUGGAUAUUGCCGGUGUUCCUCGUGAUGUGGAGACAUUUAACGUGCUAAUUACUAAUUUUUGUAAAAUUCGGAAAACAGAGGACGCAAUGAAGCUGUUUUAUAGAAUGGGUGAGUGGGGAUGUUUUCCCAAUGCAACAACUUUUCUUGUUCUUACGAGAAGUCUCUAUCAGGCUGCAAGAGUUGGAGAGGGGGAUGAGAUGAUUGAUAGGAUGAAAUCUGCAGGAUUUGGGGAUUAUCUUGAUAAGAAGGCUUAUUAUGGGUUUAUAAAAAUUCUUUGUGGAAUUGAAAGGUUUGAUCAUGCAAUGCUCAUUUUCAGAAUGAUGAAAAAGGAUGGAUGCAAACCUGGGAUUAAGACUUAUGAUUUGUUGAUGGGGAAGCUGUGUGCUCACGGACUUGUUGAUAAGGCAAAUGCUUUGUUUAAUGAAGCUGCAAGAAGAGGGGUACCAGUUACACCUAAAGCAUAUAAACUGGACCCAAGGUUCGUGAAGAAACCUAAGGCUGUGAAGAAAGAGAAAAAGCGAGAGACAUUGCCUGAGAAAAUGGCAAGGAAGAGGAGACGUCUCAGAAAACUUCGGCUUAGUUUUGUGAAGAAACCAAAACAAAUGAUGCGUCGUUCCUUUUAAUCAUAUGGAAAGCUAAUGGUUUUCUUUUUGAAGAUGAUGGUGAUGGAUAUGAAUUCACCAGAGGUGGUUAUAUGUUGACAUAUUGUGUUGCUGAGCUUCAAUCUUCAGUUGUUAUGAUUAGAGUUUCUAAAACUGAAGGAUUAUGGAAAAGGCCAAAACGGUGUUUGCAUGUCCAAUUGUUGCUUGGUGGUGGUGAAAAGGCAUGCUUUUCCUUUCUCUUGGGAUAUUGUUUAGAGAGACAAGAUGCCUAUGCUACGAAGUACUCGAGCUUUUGAGAUUUUUCUGUGACUAAAAUUUUUCUGUAUCUUGUUUCGCCGAACAGCUUGAUGCAUGGGGUACUGAUGGAGAAAUUCUGCAAAUGACAAUGCCUUCUGAUGGGGUACUGAUGGAGAAAUUGGUCAAACAGCUUGAUGCAUGGCGUACUAAAAUUUCUGAUCUUGUAUUUAAAAGCAAGAAGCAAUACGAGACUCGUAUCGGUAAUAUUGAAUUCUCAAGACUCUAUGCUUCUGAUUUCUGUGAUCCGAUACUUAAAUUUUGUAACAAAUUCUUUUGUUACCAGAAUUUUAACUUUAUUGAAACCAUCUAAAUAAGCUCUCUUCCGGUCUUUCAA
Molecule: messenger RNA, 2236 nt
Organism: Malania oleifera
Lineage: Eukaryota; Viridiplantae; Streptophyta; Magnoliopsida; Santalales; Ximeniaceae
Product: small ribosomal subunit protein mL104 (rPPR9)-like
Exons: 2
Coding region: 73-1626 (517 amino acids)
Molecular function (GO): protein binding
Source: RefSeq, a predicted model, not a curated record